Molecule: messenger RNA, 2165 nt
Organism: Stereum hirsutum FP-91666 SS1
Lineage: Eukaryota; Fungi; Basidiomycota; Agaricomycetes; Russulales; Stereaceae
Exons: 4
Coding region: 1-1980 (659 amino acids)
Cellular component (GO): cytoplasm
Source: RefSeq, a predicted model, not a curated record
AUGGCGAAACCUAUGUCUGCGCACAAUCCAUUUCGGACACCGAACCUCACUCCGAUGCCCACAGGUGCCUCCACCGCCUCCAGCUCCGCCAACCCAUUCAACAGUCCCCCGCACUCCCCACCAUCGAAAAACACACCUCUAGCCCAACCACCACCUCCUCAUACAUCCUUCGCACCCGAAUUCGAACCCAUCGUCGAACGCGAAACCGACUCCCCAUCGCCUCCUGCAUCACCGGCCCCUCCGCCGCCGCCACAAUCCCCUAGCCCACCUCCUCCCGAGCCCGUCCCUCCAGAAAUAACAAUAAACAACACCGGGAGCACAACGCUAUACGCACCUCCACCUGGAUCACCUCCACGGACCCAUUCCCCUUCUCCCUAUCUCUCCCAACUCGACCCGCCACCUCCGUCCGGGUCUCGAGGACCCUCAUCAUCUCCAUCGCACUUCGCACCCCCGUCGGGCCCACCCCCAUCAGACACCCACUCCAAUUUGCCCCCGAAUCUGGAUGAGGGUGGGAGUGGUGGGCUGGACGAAGAGCUGCCGCCUGCGUAUAGCGCCGCUCCGGAUCCGAGUAUCGGCGAGACGACGGUGGAGUUGGGUCCGCGGAGGCCGUUUCAGAGGGCUCCGGAGUUGCCUGGACAGGGUGUUGGCUGGCAACCCCAAAUCCAACCCCGACGCACUCCCCAACCCCAAUCCCAUUCCCAACGACUCGCCCACCAACCCACAGGCUCCCUCUCCUCCUCCGGACGCAUCGCACCGCCCUCGCACCCCCUCCGUUCCGACUCGAACAUCCCGCUCGCGCUCUUGAACUCCUCUUCCUCCUCCUCCGCAGCGGGCGGUGGCAGGAGCAACAACAAUAGCCUCGCACCACCGACCCUCCCCGCCCGUCAACGCUCCCACUCCGCCGGCGCCGGUUCGCGACCGACGAGACCGCCAAUCUCACCCCCAGAGGGCGAGUUGUCGGAGUUCGCGAGGGAGUUUUAUGCGGCGGGGGGACGCAUCCCUGGAUCUGAGCCUGAGGUUGAGGGUGAGGGUGGAGCUGGGGACGAGAAUGCUGAGCGACGCGGUAGGACUGGAGCAGGAACAGGAGGAGGAGGAGGAGAAGGGGCUGAUAUUGGUCGGUCAAGGACGCAGUAUUUACCCCCGCCGGGCGAACCGCCUCUUCCGAGGAGACCGACAUCGGCGGGUGGAGGGCGUUCUGGUUCUGGUUCUGGAAGUACUCGAGGAGGAGCAGGAGGGAGUGGAGGUGUUGCGGACGAUGGGAAGCCGACGAGGCAGCCUGUGCCGGGGCAUCCGUUGUUGAAUGCAGGGAAUAUAUUGGUUUAUCCGGCGGGGUAUGAGUGUCGGAAAUGUCAUAACAUAGGAUAUAAAGCCGCCGAUCCAAAUAAUCCGUGCAGGAAAUGCUGGGAUAAGUUCGGGAAGCCGUUCACGAACGCGAUGAAUUAUAUACCUUGGUCCCCCGCCCGCGACGCCCAAGCCUGGUCCACCAACUCCAGCUCCGGCAAAUCCUUCCAACGCCCCCUCCCCUCCUCACGUGCUCCCCACCUCAGCGUCAGCACCUCCAACCUCUCCUCCGGCGGCUCUUCCUCCCCGCGACCCUCCGCAUCCACGUCCAGCACCUAUCUCGGCUCUUCCACAGUCAGCUCGAUCCCAGUGAAUGAAAACGCCCACCGCCGCGCUAUCUCCAACCCUGUCUCCCAACACGGAUCUUAUAAUAGUCGCACACGCCCUGCACAACCCCUCGUCCAGCUCCCCUCCUCGCUCUCCCCUCCCCCGCUCAACCGCGCCACCUCCGGAGCCCUCCGACCCCGUCUCGUCGCAGCGGGCGCGAGGCCCCCGCCGGGUGCGGUGGUGUACCAGCCUGGGGAUCCGAGGUUGGGGGGCAGUUUGUGUUGGAGGUGUGAUGGGAGGGGGGUCACUACGUUUUUCAUUUUUGAUGAGGGACGGUGUGAGGCUUGUAAUGGGCUUGGGAGGAUUUUCUGAGGAGAGUGGGACGAAGGAGGGUGCAUAAGUUAUGAGGGAGAGGGGAGAUUUUUAGGAGGAGGUUGGGAUUCCGUUUUUGCUUAUGUUUCUUCCUAGACGGGAUACUUUCGUUACGCUGUAGUCUGUAGAUGUUCAACUUUGACGGAUCACGUUAUGUUCAACGUUCUGCUUUCGAUUUGUUUACG